GAAAUCAGAACAUGCGAGGAAGCAGUCAAGAGCAAGACAAGCAAAGCACACGCGAAGCCAUUCCAGGAUGAUCACCCUCUUAUACCAGAUCCCAGCGCUCAUCUUGGCACUAUGGCUCUUCACCGCGUAUAUGACAAGAUCAUUCCCAACCAUCAUGGGCAAGCGCAUCUGCCUCGUCAUCGCCCACCCGGACGACGAAGCAAUGUUCUUCGCGCCAACACUUCGCUACCUCUCCAACCCGGAGCUCGGAAACCAAAUCGUCAUCAUCUGCUUCAGCAGCGGUGAUGCCGACGGCCUAGGACACAUCCGCAAAAAGGAGCUCAUAGACUCAGCACUUUUACUCGGAGUCCGCAAACCAGAGCACGUCUUCGCGAUAGAAGACAAGAAUUUUCCAGAUUCAAUGACAGCAACGUGGGAUGCGAAAUUGAUCUCGCAAACGCUGCUCAAAGCCUUCGCUCCCAAUGCUAGCAGUACGCCUACGAAUAAGGCCCCAGAAGCGAACAUUGAUGUCCUGAUCACGUUCGACGAGGGAGGAGUCAGCGGACAUCCGAAUCACAUCUCGCUUUUACACGGCUGUACGACGUUUUUGAAGACAUUGAUGCAGCGUCAUACAGGGUGGGAGAAUCCGGUGAAGCUUUAUACACUCACGUCAGUAAACAUAGUGAGGAAGUAUAGCAGCAUACUGGACUCGGCGGCGAGCGUUCUGGCAACUGUCUUGGGUUCCAAAGAGAAAGGAGCUUUUCCCAAUCCUUUGCUUAUGGUAAGCUCGCCCGGAGAUGUGAGGAAGGCGCAGCAAGCGAUGACAAAUGCACAUGUCAGUCAGAUGCGAUGGUUCAGAUGGGGGUGGAUUGGGAUUUCUCGAUACAUGGUCGUGAACGAUUUGAAGAAACGGAAGGGCGUGUAAAUAUGGUAAAAUUGCCAUAAUAGAUCAUGGUCUAAAGAGCUCUCCGCAGAAGCACAUCUUUAUGUCAUUAUGACA
Cercospora beticola is the source of this 979-nucleotide messenger RNA. It is a transcript of the gene GPI12, whose product is annotated as N-acetylglucosaminylphosphatidylinositol deacetylase. The record is from RefSeq and is a predicted model, not a curated record. NCBI's taxonomy places the organism in Eukaryota, Fungi, Ascomycota, Dothideomycetes, Mycosphaerellales, Mycosphaerellaceae. Gene Ontology annotation, cellular component: endoplasmic reticulum. Gene Ontology annotation, molecular function: N-acetylglucosaminylphosphatidylinositol deacetylase activity. Gene Ontology annotation, biological process: GPI anchor biosynthetic process.